This is a messenger RNA of Pygocentrus nattereri (red-bellied piranha), 2453 nucleotides long. Its product is annotated as mRNA decay activator protein ZFP36L1. The record is from RefSeq and is a predicted model, not a curated record. The transcript is spliced from 2 exons. Bases 104 to 1243 code for a protein of 379 amino acids. Lineage: Eukaryota; Metazoa; Chordata; Actinopteri; Characiformes; Serrasalmidae. Gene Ontology annotation, molecular function: metal ion binding; mRNA binding.
AGAUGGAAGAUGUAGUGUAGGAGAGCCUGACACCAACAGCGUCCAUCAACUUCUCUCACUUUCUUGGCUGAGUAUCAAUACAGUCCUCUGAGGCAUCUUCACAAUGCCAUCCAACUUUCUGACGCCCUUCCUGGAGUUGGACGACGAGUUUUGCAAGAACCUUCGCAAUUUGGAGAUGGCAGAUAUUGCACCCCCUGCUGGUCAGAAGCAGCGUGUGGCUGGAUUCCAGCGCAGACAUUCCUUGUGUCCGGUCACUCUGCCCAACUCAAAGUUCAACUGCAUCAGUUCAGAGCCCGCAGGUGACUCCUGCCUCUGGCCCUUGGGUGGCAUCAUUGGCCAGCAGCUGCCCCGCUCUUCUCUCAACCACAUCCCAUUCAGAGUGGACCGCUCUGUUAGCAUGAUCGAGGGACAUGUGAGCGGCCUUGGAGGCUGUGAUUCAUCUGUUCAGUCACUGCCCCCUCCUCCACCAGGCCUAAGCCUGAGCAACAGCUCUCUGGCCUCUUCCAAAGUCAUCGGAUCUGACCCAGCAGUCUCCACCCGAUACAAGACCGAGCUUUGCCGUACUUAUGAAGAAAGUGGCACUUGCAAGUAUGGCGCCAAGUGCCAGUUUGCUCAUGGGAUGGAGGAGCUUCGAGGCCUAGACCGGCACCCGAAAUACAAAACAGAGCCCUGCCGCACCUUCCACACCAUCGGCUUCUGCCCAUAUGGGGCCCGCUGCCACUUCAUCCACAAUGCAGAUGAGCAACACAACCAGCAGGAAAGUGCCUGGCAACAAAAAUCAAGAGAACGUCCCCAGCUGCUUCGGCAGAGUGUCAGCUUUGCUGGCUUUUCUUCUCAAGCUUUGACCAAUUUCCAGGCCCUUCCAGACCCCCUAGCCUUCACCAGGGCAGCGUCAGUCUCUCCACCGCCAUCUACAGGCAGUCCUGACCUGUUAUCCCCCUUGUUUCCUGAGCCUGGAACCUUGAAGAACAGCUACCGCUUCUCUGCGGAUCUAGGCAGUAAAGGCCCUCGCUUCUAUGCCCUGGGUGAUCCCAAAGGUCAAGCCGAAAGUUCCCAGAGCAUCCGCAACAGCUUCACCUUCACUGGGUUAGCGGCCCUGCAACGUACCGGGUCUGCGGACUCUCUAUCUGACCAGGAGGGCUACUCAAGCUCCAGCUCGGGAAGCCUGAGCGGUUGCGAAUCUCCCGGCCUUGAGGGCCGCCGCCUGCCUAUCUUCAGCCGCCUGUCUGUCUCAGACGAUUAGAGUGAAAAAGUGUAUCCGUGCAUAUUGCAUCCACAACCCAAGCAGAUGUGUCUGCUUUUAAUUUGUAAAAGUUGUAGACAAACUCUCUCAAAAACAAUGUAUACUGUUGUAUACCGGUUUGAAGCUGUACUGGGUACUUCUUUUCUAGAUUCACACUUUUGGGUCUCCUAGAUGCAAGGAAAGUUCUAUGUGAGAACCUUUCCGUACCCGUUAUGUUUGAAAAUUUAAGAGUUAACCGCUAGCGCAGAAGAAUCCAUUAGCCACUAACAUCCUGUUUGUAAUGUAUAGUGGCUGUGCACCUAUCAGUAGUCUAACCAAAGCAAAGCAACUUAGUCUGUAUUAGCUGUAGAUCCAUCCCUAAACCUGCGCCCAAGCAUACUGUACACAAAAUGUAGCCUUUAGUGAAGGCAUUUAUGAACUUGACAGUAUUACUAAGUAGCUUAACCUUAGUCCCCCCUUGAUGAAACUAUUUAUUGCCCCAUUUUCUCAUGUGUUCUGAAGUUUUUUAUGCAUUUCUGUUUAUGUGGAUGACCAUGCUUUACUGUGUUUCACUGUGUUUGCUUUGUUUGAGCUGUCUGUUAGCUUUAAGUGACACCAGCAGUACAGACUGAAUGUAGAAACCUCAGGAUUGUAUCUGGUAGAACGCCACCACUUUUCCAUUGCCUUCAGUGAGAUCAUGUUUGGGCUCAAUCACUGCAAACAAACGUAUGUGUGAGUGAACGUGUGGGUGCAUGCAUGUGUGGAUGUGUUAAGUGGCAGCGUGACAAUGUAAUAGGAACAAGUGCUGCACCAUCUUAGUCUCUUGCACUCUCAGCCUUUAAUUGAAGAGACAAAAGAUGCUAUUUGCAAUGUAUACAUCGAUCGAAAAAGAAGUGCAUUCUCUCCGAUGGUGUGAUUAGAAAUCGCAAGCUUACACCAUAGCAGAUACCUUACAAAAAGAAAUACGGUGAGGCUCUCUGUUCAUUUGUUUUCCUAUGUUUUGCCUUAACUGCGAUGCAGAUGUAAGCUUUUGCCUUUUGUUAACUUAAACUUAUUUAUUUUUUCGUUUUUUCAGCGAGAGAAAAAAGAAUUUGUGCUAUGAUUUUUUUAUUGCAGUUUUAUAUAUAAUUUAAAACUGGACUGUUUACAUUCCUUGGGGGAGGUUCAUGUCCCCACUUUUAUUAUAAUAUAUUGGUGACUGUUUUGAAAUAAACUUUCAGAAGCGAGUUCA